Molecule: messenger RNA, 630 nt
Organism: Paramecium sonneborni
Lineage: Eukaryota; Ciliophora; Oligohymenophorea; Peniculida; Parameciidae
Source: the annotation of a GenBank genome assembly
AUGUUGUUCAUUUAAUUAAGACUUUUGAGGAAGAAGGAGAAUAAAGAACUGUUAUUUUAGAAUAAAUUAGAGCAUUUUUACACUCUAAGAGAUUUAAUUAAUAAUAAUCUUAUUUUUGGAUACAUUAUAAAUUAUUUUACAUAACUGGUUUCAAAGAUUCUAUUUUUUGAAAGACUAUUUGAAUUAUGUAAAGAUCCUAUUUAAUUUUUAAGAUUAUCUACUAUCAUUGUUAUUGAUAAAUUUAUAAAAAAAGAAGGUUUCCCGAAGAUAUGUAAAUAUUUAAAAUACUUAUUACAUUAAUUUAUCGAUGAUCGAUGUAAAAAAAUUUAAUUUAUUCUUAAUGAAUAUAUUUUUGUGAUCCAAAAAACUAAAAAAAGACUCUAUCAUGUAGAUCACGUAAAUGGUCAUUUAGAAGGUAACCCAGAAUUUGAUAAAAAAAUUGAGCAGAUUCUCUUCAGGUAAAGUUUGAUAAUAUUAUACAUAAUUUAAAUUCCAACUCUUAUGAUCAACAUUUAUUUUAAUUUAAUAAAAUUUUUAUUUAAAAACUUCAAAAUAAUUUCAAUUUUUUCAAGAGAGAUUAGAUAUAUAUAAUCGCUCUAUCAUUUAUUUAUCUACUUUUAGAUGUUGUGA